AAUGAGAUUCUUUCUCGUACUAGCUCUGGCUGUUUUCGCCUUUUGCUUAGUUGAAGGCGUUUCACCCGCAAGUUCUGAUUCAGACGUGGACUCUAGUAGCAGUUCAGAAGAAGGAACCAAUAGUGGCACGGGCACUAGCACUUAUACAGGAACAGGAACAGAGACAGAAAGCACGACUACCACCACAACUACUACUACCUCAACCAAAGCACCCGUGGUCCACCACCGUCGGCACCGGCGAGGCAACCUCCGCAGGAGGAGGAACCGUCGCAGACAAGCCGCUGAGCACAGAAGGCGUCGUAGGGGUUAA
Messenger RNA from Drosophila bipectinata, 310 nucleotides. NCBI's taxonomy places the organism in Eukaryota, Metazoa, Arthropoda, Insecta, Diptera, Drosophilidae. The record is from RefSeq and is a predicted model, not a curated record.